AUGACGAUUUGGCCAUCUUCUUGGGGCUUUGAGAAAUUCAAAUCCUUCACUCUUAUCCUGCUACCUGCAGUAGUUUCCUUGCUAUCUGUGUUACCAAGUUUUUGUUUCUCUCAUGCCUCUCCUUUUCCUUCUACUACAACCACAACAACCAUGGCAACUGCUGAUACUAGUAUGAUAGCAGAAUUACAAGUGGAAGCCCUCCUCAAAUGGAAAGCUAUCUUCCCUGACCAAACCCAGUUUCUUCUCACUUCUUGGAGAUCAAUGCUUCCUUCUAAUGGUAGUGGUGCCACAAACUCUUCUGUCCAAUUCAAUCACUGCAACUGGGUUGGAAUUGUCUGCAACCAAAGGAAAAGCAUCAUUGAAAUAAACCUCCCAAAUAUGGGUUUGCAAGGUACGUUUCAUAAGUUCAAUUUCUCAUCUUUUCCAAACCUUGUUCGUCUUGAUGUCACCAAUAAUGUUCUCUCUGGCACUAUUCCAUCCAGCAUCAGUAAACUUUCCAAAUUAACUUAUCUUGAUCUGUCAAUCAAUGAAUUUUUCGGGAAUAUUCCAUCAGAAAUUACCAACCUAACAAGUCUCCAAGUCUUGUAUCUUGAUGGAAAUCGUUUUAGUGGUUCAAUACCUUCAAGUAUAGAAAAGCUGAAACAUCUUAGUGAGCUGACUCUGUUCUCCAACAAUCUCACUGGAUCCAUCCCCACAAAUUUUGCACAGUUAAAAAACUUGAAGUCCCUACUGCUCGACAAAAAUCAACUCUCAGGACCCAUUCCUCAAGAGAUAGGAAACUUGACUAAUCUUAUGCUAUUAGGUUUGUCCCGUAAUUAUCUUACAGGUUCCAUUCCAUUUAGUUUUGGGAAUUUGAUUAACCUUAAUGCCUUGUCCCUCUCUGAUAAUAAGCUUUCAUGUUCUAUUUCACCAGAAAUUGGAAAGCUUAGACCCAUUCCUCAAGAGAUUGGAAACUUAGGCAAUCUAAUAGAAUUAGAUCUAUCCGAUAACCAUCUGUCUGGUUCCAUUCCUUCUACUUUGGGGAAUUUGGUUAACCUUACUUUUUUACAUCUCUUCAACAAUAAACUCUCAGGUCCCAUUCCACCAGAAAUUGGAAAGCUUACUUCUCUUUUAGGUCUCUUAUUGUAUACCAACAAUCUCAAUAGCCUCAUCCCUACCUCCUUGGGUAACUUGAGCAAGCUUACCACUUUGUCCCUUCAUGAAAAUCAAUUUUCAGGACCCAUCCCUCAAGAGAUUGGAAAGCUUAGGGCUCUUUCAAAGCUAUCAUCGCAACAAAAUAAGCUCAUGGGCUCCAUCCCUACCUCCUUAAGUAACUUGAGCAAGUUAACCAUUUUAUACCUCCAUGAAAAUCAUCUGUCGGGUUCCAUUCCAGCUGAGAUUGGAAAGCUUAGGGCUCUUUCAGGACUGGCAUUGUACGAAAACAAGCUCACUGGCUUCAUUCCUACAUCCUUAGGUAACUUGAGCAAGCUAAACAUUUUAUACCUCCAUGAAAAUCAACUCUCUGGUUCUAUUCCUCCACAGAUCGGAAGCCUUAGGACCCUUUCAGAGAUCUCAUUGCAACAAAAUAAGCUAAUGGGCUCCAUUCCUACCUCCUUAGGUAACUUGAGCAAGCUAACCAUUUUAUACCUCCAUGAAAAUCACUUGUCAGGUUCCAUUCCACCUGAGAUUGGAAAGCUUAGAGCUCUUUUAGAACUGGCAUUGUACAAAAACCAUCUCAAAGGCUUCAUCCCUACCUCCCUAUGUAACUUGAGCAAGCUAAUCCAUUUAUUGCUCCAUGAAAAUGAGCUAUCAGGUUCCAUUCCUCAAGAGAUUGGAAAUCUGACAAAUGUAAUGAAAUUAUAUUUAUUUGAUAACCAUUUGAAAGGUGCCAUUCCAUCUACUUUUGAAAACUUGAUCAAUCUUAAUCAUUUACGGCUCUCCAAUAAUAGGCUCUCGGGACCAUUGUUGAAAUAAUGGUUAAUACUUAUUAUACCUAAUUGUAGUCUAUCCAGCAAUGGCUAUUUUACAGCCUCAUAGUCUCUUGUAAUUGUUGCAUCUUAAACAUAGUUCUGUGAUCAGCUUUAUGGUAUAAACAUGUAUAAUUCUCUUCCUUUCUUUUGUAAUUGCUA
This is a messenger RNA of Nelumbo nucifera (sacred lotus), 2108 nucleotides long. RefSeq lists its product as uncharacterized. Gene Ontology annotation, molecular function: protein binding. The record is from RefSeq and is a predicted model, not a curated record. Lineage: Eukaryota; Viridiplantae; Streptophyta; Magnoliopsida; Proteales; Nelumbonaceae.